Molecule: messenger RNA, 711 nt
Organism: Vicia faba (fava bean)
Lineage: Eukaryota; Viridiplantae; Streptophyta; Magnoliopsida; Fabales; Fabaceae
Source: the annotation of a GenBank genome assembly
AUGGCUUCAAUUUUGUCCUUUUCCGUUUCUUCUCUUCCUCUCCCAAAAUCUCAAUCUCAGGAUCCCGAUUCUUCUUGCUCCGGUAAAAGUAACGAUAAGAGUGGUGGUUGUUGUUUCCCGCCAUCGUUUGAACGGAGGAAGCUGAUUCUCUCUUCCGUUGCUGUUAUUGCUGGAAGCUUUUGUAAUGGCGGAAUUUCUCUUGCGUCUGAAUUUGCCGACAUGCCUGCGCUUAGAGGGAAGGAUUAUGGUAAAACAAAAAUGCGAUACCCAGAUUACGUAGAAACUGAAUCUGGACUACAAUAUAAGGACUUGCGACCAGGGAAUGGCCCUAAACCGAAGAAAGGAGAGAUAGUAGUGGUAGACUGGGAUGGCUACACCAUAGGUUAUUAUGGUCGCAUAUUUGAAGCCCGGAAUAAAACGAAAGGUGGUUCCUUUGAGGGCGAUGAUAAGGCCUUUUUCAAAUUCAGAAUAGGAUCUCAAGAGGUAAUACCAGCUUUUGAAGAGGCUGUUUCAGGCAUGUCUCUUGGAGGCGUUCGAAGGAUAAUUGUGCCUCCAGAACUUGGAUAUCCUGAGAAUGAUUAUAAUAAAAGUGGCCCAAGACCUAUGACAUUCUCGGGCCAACGAGCUUUGGAUUUUGUUCUAAAGAAUCAAGGGCUGAUAGACAAGACUCUCUUGUUUGAUAUUGAGCUAAUGAAGAUUAUUCGAAACUGA